CCUUUAAAAGUGCCAUCACUGCAAAGGUUGUCCUCGAAAAAACUAGAAAAUAGAAAACUUCCAUACUACCCUUCGCCGGCGUGAAAUCGGAGGAGUAUUGCAGAGGCUUGAAGGUUCUUGACUGUCGAAAAUGGCGAAUCUCCCCCAAUCGCUCUCCAUGAAUGCUGCGUUUGGAGGUCCCGGUCCGUCUAUCCCCGGUGCCUCCGGAGCUCCACCGAACAAGGAGCGAAAAAUGGCUUCUUCGGAGCAGUUGGUGCUCGACCUCAGCAAUCCGGAUCUCCGGGAGAACGCUCUCCUUGAACUGUCGAAGAAGAGGGAACUGUUUCAAGAUUUGGCUCCAUUGUUGUGGAACUCUUUUGGAACCAUUGCUGCUUUAUUGCAAGAGAUUGUAUCGAUAUAUCCUGUUCUUUCACCCCCAAAUCUAACCCCUGCACAGUCCAAUAGAGUUUGCAAUGCUCUUGCUCUUCUUCAGUGUGUAGCCUCUCAUUCAGAUACACGGAUGUUGUUUCUUAAUGCUCACAUACCGUUGUAUCUGUAUCCUUUUCUUAACACCACUAGCAAGUCAAGGCCUUUUGAGUACUUGCGGCUUACUAGCUUAGGUGUCAUUGGUGCAUUGGUGAAGGUAGACGAUACAGAAGUAAUAAGUUUUCUUCUGUCAACUGAAAUAAUUCCUCUAUGCCUGCGUACCAUGGAAAUGGGAAGUGAGUUGUCAAAAACAGUUGCAACAUUUAUCGUGCAGAAAAUUUUGCUGGAUGAUGUGGGGUUGGAUUAUAUUUGUACUACAGCUGAGCGAUUUUUUGCUGUCGGUCGGGUUUUGGGGAAUAUGGUAGCAGCUCUUGCUGAACAGCCCUCCUCUCGGCUUUUAAAACACAUAAUUCGAUGUUAUCUUCGAUUGUCCGAUAACCCAAAGGCUUGUGACGCCUUGAGGAGCUGUCUUCCAGAUAUGUUGAGGGAUGCUACUUUCAAUAGUUGCCUUCGGGAGGAUCCAACCACUAGGAGGUGGCUGCAACAGUUGCUACACAAUGUAGGAAUGAGUAGGGUUCCAACACUUCAGGCAGGGGCUGGAUUUGAUCACAUGAUGGUGAACUAAAGCCUGAAACGUCUUAGCCAUGAAACCUCUUUCAUAGCAAUUCGAGGGCGUGACUUACUGAACGAUCUUGAGAACACUGGGCAUUUAUUGGCGUCUUUGUGGGUUCUUAGUAGCUCCUUCAUUCUCUUACAAUCCUUUGAACAUUAAUUUUCUCAUAUUCGCCUCAACAUUAGUUCCCUCUCAAGAAUCCGUUCUCGAAAUUGUUGGGAUCCUCUCUUACAAUGCCAACCAAAGGAAAGGGAGAAAGGAAUGGUGAGACAUGAUUGGAAUUUUGGAGACAAGAUUGAACCACGACCUUGAGGAAUAGAUGUCGUGACAUUCAUUUCUCUUGUUAGCUAGUACAUUGUUAGUGUAUACAUGAGAGCAUACAUCGCUUUCGUUGGAAAUAUGUUUGUGGAUUUUAUAUUUUUUUGUUUCGUUAGUUCACUUGGGUCAGAUAGUGAUCGGCAUCGAAAGGGUGUUGUUAAACCCCACGGGUCGAAUCAAAUAAUGUUCCUGUGUCUUACUCUAAAACUAAAUAGUAAAGUGAAAGUAUGGAGUUGAA
Messenger RNA from Benincasa hispida (wax gourd), 1634 nucleotides. Its product is annotated as Cell differentiation, Rcd1-like protein. NCBI's taxonomy places the organism in Eukaryota, Viridiplantae, Streptophyta, Magnoliopsida, Cucurbitales, Cucurbitaceae. Gene Ontology annotation, cellular component: CCR4-NOT complex. Gene Ontology annotation, biological process: mRNA catabolic process. The record is from RefSeq and is a predicted model, not a curated record.